Molecule: messenger RNA, 2217 nt
Organism: Chrysochloris asiatica (Cape golden mole)
Lineage: Eukaryota; Metazoa; Chordata; Mammalia; Afrosoricida; Chrysochloridae
Gene: IL17RD
Product: interleukin 17 receptor D
Exons: 13
Coding region: 1-2217 (738 amino acids)
Molecular function (GO): interleukin-17 receptor activity
Source: RefSeq, a predicted model, not a curated record
AUGGCCCCGUGGCUGCAGCUCUGUUCUGUCUUCUUCACGGUCAAUGCUUGCCUCAACGGCUCGCAGUUGGCCGUGGCCGCAGGCGGUUCGGGACGCGCUCGGGGCGCAGACACCUGCGGCUGGAGGGGAGUGGGUCCGGCCAGCAGAAACAGCGGGCUGCACAACAUCACCUUCAGAUAUGACAACUGCACCACUUACUUGAACCCAAUGGGGAAGCACGUGAUUGCUGACGCCCAGAACAUCACCAUCAGUCAAUAUGCUUGCCACGACCAAGUGGCCAUCACCAUUCUUUGGUCUCCAGGGGCUCUUGGCAUUGAAUUCCUAAAAGGAUUUCGGAUAAUACUGGAGGAACUGAAGUCAGAGGGAAGGCAGUGCCAACAACUGAUUCUAAAGGACCCGAAGCAGCUCAACAGCAGCUUCAAAAGAACGGGAAUGGAAUCUCAACCUUUCCUGAAUAUGAAAUUUGAAACUGAUUACUUUGUAAAGAUUGUCCCUUUCCCGUCCAUUAAAAAUGAAAGCAAUUAUCACCCUUUCUUCUUCAGAACCCGAGCUUGUGACCUGUUGCUGCAGCCAGACAACCUGGCCUGCAAACCCUUCUGGAAGCCUCGGAACCUGAACGUCACCCAGCAUGGACCAGACAUCCAGGUGUCCUUUGACCACGCACCCCACAACUUCGGUUUCCGCUUCUUCUACCUUCAUUACAAGCUGAAGCAUGAAGGGCCCUUUAAGCGAAAGUCUUGUAGGCAGGAACGAAAUACAGACAUAACCAGCUGCCUCCUUCAAAAUGUCUCUCCAGGGGAUUAUAUAAUUGAGCUGGUGGACGACACCAACACAACAAGAAAAGUGAUGCAUUAUGCCUUAAAGCCAGUGCACUCCCCGUGGGCCGGGCCCAUCAGAGCUGUUGCCAUCACUGUGCCGCUGGUCGUCAUAUCAGCAUUCGCCACGCUCUUCACCGUGAUGUGUCGCAAGAAGCAACAAGAAAAUAUAUAUUCACAUUUAGAUGAAGAGAGCUCAGAGUCCUCUGCGUAUGCCGCAGCACUCCCCAGAGAGAGGCUCCGGCCGAGACCAAAGGUCUUCCUCUGCUAUUCGAGCAAAGACUGCCAGAACCACGUGAAUGUCGUCCAGUGCUUCGCUUACUUCCUGCAGGACUUCUGUGGCUGUGAGGUGACUCUGGACUUGUGGGAAGACUUUAACCUUUGCCGAGAAGGGCAGCGGGAGUGGGUCAUUCGAAAGAUCCAUGAGUCCCAGUUCAUCAUCGUGGUCUGUUCCAAAGGCAUGAAGUACUUUGUGGACAAGAAGAACUACAAGCACAAAGCGGGUGGCAGAGGCACGGGAAAGGGGGAGCUCUUCCUGGUGGCCAUGACGACCAUUGCUGAGAAGCUCCGCCAGGCCAAGCAGAGCGCCACUGCGCUCAGCAAGUUCAUCGCAGUUUACUUCGAUUACUCCUGUGAGGGGGACGUUCCUGGUGUCCUGGACCUGAGCACCAAGUACAAACUUAUGGACCACCUCCCCCAGCUCUGCUCCCACCUGCACUCCCGAGACCUCGGCAUGCAGGAACCUGGACCCUACUCUGGCCACAUCAGCAGGCGGAACUACUUCCGGAGCAAAUCGGGCCGGUCCCUGUACGUCGCCAUCUGCAACAUGCACCAGUUUAUUGAUGAGGAGCCUGACUGGUUUGAGAAGCAGUACAUUCCCUUCCUUCCUCCCUCACUCCGCUCCCGGGAGCCAGUGCUGGAGAAGUUUGACUCGGGCUUGGUUUUAAAUGAUGUCAUGUGCAAACCAGGGACUGAGAGCAGUUACUGCCUGAAGGCCGAGGCAGCCGUGCUCGGGGCAGCUGCACUGUCCAGCUCACGCUUGGGGAGUCAGCCUCUAAGCCUGGACGAAGACACUGAGGCCCGAACUGCCCCAGAGGGCAGCUCUGUCCUGCGGCCCCUGCUACACAUGGUGAAGGCAGCCAGCCCUUCGGACAUGCCUCGGGACUCGGGCAUCUACGACUCAUCUGUGCCCUCGUCUGAGCUGUCCCUGCCUCUGAUGGAAGGCCUCUCACCAGACCAAACAGAAACCUCUUCUUUGACAGAGAGUAUGUCUUCCUCCUCAGGCCUGGGUGAGGAAGAGCCUCCUUCCCUUCCCUCCAAGCUCCUGUCCUCUGGGGCAUGCACAGCAGACCUGGGGUGCCACAGCUACACUGAUGAACUCCGCACGGUCGCCCCUUUAUAA